Molecule: messenger RNA, 657 nt
Organism: Neohortaea acidophila
Lineage: Eukaryota; Fungi; Ascomycota; Dothideomycetes; Mycosphaerellales; Teratosphaeriaceae
Exons: 2
Coding region: 1-657 (218 amino acids)
Source: RefSeq, a predicted model, not a curated record
AUGGAUCCAGGCCAACUUCCCUUGCACCGUCAAAUUCCCCUCGUCCGCGAAGUCCUCUCAACAAACCCUACUCUGCUAGCGGUGCUUACUCGAGCCGCAACUCUCAAUCUCCCGCAUUGGUAUCUCGCAGGCGGCGCCUUGUCGCAGACCAUCUGGAACCACGUCUCGAGACUUCCACCCCAGACCGGGAUCCGCGAUUACGACCUCGUGUACUACGACGAUUCAAACCUGUCGUACGAGGCCGAGGAUUCCGCCAUCCAAGCGGGGAAACGCCUCUUUGCCGACAUCGAUGUCGAGGUCGAGAUCCGGAACCAGGCUCGCGUGCAUUUGUGGUAUGGCAAGAAGUACGGGCUGCAAUGUCCACCGCACGUGAGCGUGGAGGCUGGUAUAGACACGUGGAUCUCGAUGAGUGCCAUGAUUGGUGUGAGGCUGGAUCCGAGCCGGGAGGAGUGGAUUCUGUAUGCCCCGCGAGGCCUGUCCGACUUUUUCAAUAUGGUUGUGAGGCCUAAUCCCGUGCUGGGGACGCGGGAGGCGUACGAGAAGAAAAAGAGUGGCCGGUGGCGGAAGAUGAUGGAAGGCACCAAAGCGCGCGAUGAUCUGAUGAACAACCCACAAGUCCAUCUUGACCAAACCAGAGCGAAUACAAGUCUAAUCUAG